AAAGAAGAAAAAAAACUAUUGUCAGUGCGCUUCUUUGUUUCUGAAACGUACACAACUACUUCACCACCGAUCUUCAUCUUUUUGCGAGAUUCCUUCAGGUUCACACUAUACUAAGCAACAAUGGCGUCGGCGAACAGAGAGAUGGCAGUGUACUGUUUCGACACUUUGGUCUCUCACUACAACAAUGAAGAGUCUCCUCCACCUGCCUUUGACGACGCCAAUCACCCAUUGUUUGUCACCUGGAAGAAAAUUGUGAAUGGUGGGGAGCCUAGGCUCCGUGGUUGUAUUGGUACACUUGAAGCACGACGCUUGAUCAGUGGUUUCAAGGACUAUGCCUUGACCAGUGCCUUGAGGGAUCGUAGGUUCCCACCAAUCCAACCCAAAGAACUGCCAUUUCUGCAAUGUACGGUGUCAGUCCUGACUGAUUAUGAAGAUGCAGAGGAUUAUCUUGAUUGGGAGGUCGGAAAGCAUGGUAUAAUCAUUGAGUUCACUGAACCUGUGACUAACAUAAAGCGAAACGCCACAUAUCUGCCUGAGGUGCCAGCUCAUGAAGGAUGGACAAAGAUAGAGGCAAUAGAUUCGCUUGUGCGUAAAGCAGGAUACGAUGGAGAAAUAACAGACGCAGUGCAUAGGAGAAUCCAGCUAACACGUUAUCAGAGUACAUUAUUCAGCAUGCAUUAUAGUGAAUACCUUUCAUACGUGAAGGCCACAAGAGGUCUUGUCCCGGCUAUUAAUGGGACCAGCAAACCCGCCACGGCCUUCUCCUGAUGAUAUGCACCAUGAAACUGCUGCCGUGAUUGAUCCUCUUUGGGACCUCUCUCCUAAUUUAUCAUUGUAUUUGUGAUUCGAAACUGUAAGGCUCUCUCUGAUUUCUUCUUCAACGAGACAAAGAUUUAGCUGUUUCACCAUUUGUCUGAAACGCAACCGCACUUACCUAUUCUAAUGAAGUUCAUCG
Molecule: messenger RNA, 955 nt
Organism: Eruca vesicaria subsp. sativa (arugula)
Lineage: Eukaryota; Viridiplantae; Streptophyta; Magnoliopsida; Brassicales; Brassicaceae
Source: the annotation of a GenBank genome assembly